AUGGAAACAGAGGAGAUGAAGCUGCAGGUGAUCAACCAUUUCAGCCACCGCCACCCGUUGGAGCUGGUGGAAGUUGAAGAAGAAGAUGAUCAAGUAAAUAUAUGCUCAGGUUGUGAGGUACAUAUUCUGGGUUCAGCUUAUAAUUGCACCAAGCCAAGCUGUGACUUCAUCCUCCACGAUUCCUGCAUUGAUCUUCCCAGGAAAGUGAAGCACAAUUCACAUCCCAAGCACCCUUUGAUUCUUCAUUUCUUCCCACCUUAUGGCGAUGGAGAGUUCACUUGUAACGCCUGUGGAAAUCCUGGUCAUGGUUUUACCUACCAUUGUAUGAGUUGCAAGUAUGAUCUUCAUGUCGAGUGUGCUUCGCUGCCUGAAGUCGAGUAUCGCGAAGAUCACGAGCAUCCUUUCGUGUUGUCUUACUCAUUUCGAUUGCAAAAUAAGGCAGAGGGAAAGGGGAAGGGGAAGCGGAAGGCCGUGGCAAAGGAGGCCGAGUUAAAGGAUUUCGAAUGCUAUGUCUGUCAUGGACCUGUGGAAAAGGGUUGCUGGGCAUAUUGUUGUUCAAGUUGUUACUAUUGUGUACAUUUGGAGUGUGUGAAUUAAUGUUUCAAUCUACGUCCAUUUGAACUGUUGGGGUUUGAGGUUUAAUUGUUUGUGAUUUUCUAUGACUCAAAAUAUCUGAAAGAUUGGCUGAAUUUCAGAGUAAUUUCCACGGUUUUAUUCAACUUUAUCAAGGAUUUCUGCUAUUGUAAUAUUGUAUACCUUUGCACCAUGUGGCUUGU
Molecule: messenger RNA, 776 nt
Organism: Coffea eugenioides
Lineage: Eukaryota; Viridiplantae; Streptophyta; Magnoliopsida; Gentianales; Rubiaceae
Exons: 1
Coding region: 1-597 (198 amino acids)
Source: RefSeq, a predicted model, not a curated record